AUGCCGCCUGGAGAUGCCUUCUUCCUCACACAGCAAUUUCAUAUCAUAACUGAAAUUGAAUGGAUGGAUUUGGCCACCACCUCGCGUGGUUUCCGGGACAUGGGCAUGCGAGAUGGCGAAAAAGGUUGCGAGAGCUCCAUCCGUGAUACCCGGCCGCCGAACCCUUAUUCCAGAAUAUCUUCUGCGGGGUGGGCAGCCAGCGCGCAUUCUGAUCCGGACGGCUGCAGCGUCUCCUCGGUAUCUCGGGUAGAAGGUCAGCUAAAGAACCAAAGAAGUAUGGCAUGUCCUGAUGAUUGCAAGAAAUUCGGUCUUUCCCAUUGGCCAUCUGGCAAGCGCUUUCCGCCAGGCUGGUACGCUGGGUCUCUCCCUCUGGGUCUCUUGAUGGAGCCGACGCACUCACUUUGUGGGCGACACCUUGCCUCUCGUUGCGGGGCGUACAAGUAUGUUGGAAGUCGGGAUAAGAGACGGCAGAGGCGUCCCUUUAGGAGCCGCCACAAUCCACUCGGCCGAGGCAAGCCGUUGGUAACGCAGCCGACCUCCUGCUGGUGGUUGCAGGAUCGAGACACAUUUGAUCGGACCGGUUUCUACCCGUUCAGCUCAGUCUCGUCCGAAAGGGCAGGUAUACGAGCCUCGACAGUGAUCUGGUGA
Molecule: messenger RNA, 648 nt
Organism: Colletotrichum lupini
Lineage: Eukaryota; Fungi; Ascomycota; Sordariomycetes; Glomerellales; Glomerellaceae
Exons: 6
Coding region: 1-648 (215 amino acids)
Source: RefSeq, a predicted model, not a curated record